AUGACCGAGUAUUGGGUAAGCCAAGGCAACAAAUGGUGCGAUUUUUGCAAAAUAUUUUUAUCAAACAAUCCUUCGAGUAUCCGAAACCAUGAGCUUGGCCAACGCCACAAAGAUAAUGUCGCUAAAAAGCUCGAUUCUAUGCGGAAAGAUAAUGUCACUAAAGAGAAACAACAGAAGGAAGCUGCACGUGCUCUCGAGCAAAUCGAAGCUAAAGCGAAUCGGAGUUAUCAAAAGGAUGUGGCGAAUCUUAAGGAGGCGAGUAGUCUUCGUGCGUUGGAUAUACAAGAAGAUGGUCAAGAGAAAUGGGAUUAUGACAGCACUUCAGGCUAUUACUACAAUCAAAGCAAUGGCUUACACUAUGAUCCAAACUCAGGCUUUUACUAUUCUGAUGCUAUAGGCAAGUGGGUGACACAGGAAGAAGCAUACACUGCUGUCCAGGUUUCAUCAGGCUCCAAGAAUAAGGAAUCCAGUUUCAAAAAGCCUUUGCCAGCAUCAGCUGUCAGUUUGGUAAAAGAAAAUAAAGUUGCUGCUCAAAAUGGCCCUCCACCUGGUCGUGUUGUUUCAGCUUCUUUAAAUCCUACAAGAUGUGUUAAAGGUGCUCCUUCAAAAAUUGUUGUUAACAAGAGGAAGAGGCCAGAUGAAAAGCCAAAGGCUGUAUCUGCAGAAGAAAAGGCCGCUCUUAAAGCUAGGGAAGCUGCAAGGAAGAGGGUCGAGGAGAGGGAGAAAUCUUUGCUUGGUCUUUACCAACACUGA
Molecule: messenger RNA, 753 nt
Organism: Dovyalis caffra
Lineage: Eukaryota; Viridiplantae; Streptophyta; Magnoliopsida; Malpighiales; Salicaceae
Source: the annotation of a GenBank genome assembly